Messenger RNA from Cuscuta campestris, 2460 nucleotides. Lineage: Eukaryota; Viridiplantae; Streptophyta; Magnoliopsida; Solanales; Convolvulaceae. The record is from the annotation of a GenBank genome assembly.
GUGAUAUAACAAGUAUUUUUUUGCUUCAUUCUCCAACCAUAAUUUGUUAUUUUAUUUUUUAAGUAUUGACUUACUAAAGUUUGAAGGGUUUAUCAUAUUUAACAAGCCAAAAUCAUUUUUUAGCAAACUUGCUAAAAGCACACCUCUUGAAGAAUCACAAAAGUGUCUAGCUAGUUAUAUUAUAACUUUUACCCAUUUAUAAAAUGCUCUCACCGGUAGUGUUCGCCUUCUAGACUCAGUCACCAUGGCCACGGCCGUUCACCUGCGUCGACUUGGCGCGAUCACCGCCCUUUCUGCCGCCGGAGCUUACACUCUCAUCCGCGACCCCUCUUUAUCCUCCAACGACCCCGGCGGCAACUCUGCUUUCGAUACCGUGCAGAGGAGGAUCACCGAUCCUCUCACAGUGUUGCCGCGCCGAGCAGAUCAGGAGGCAGCCUUGAUCGGCACCAGCCCCUCCAAUCCUCUAGAUAUUCUCGUAGUUGGCGGUGGCGCCACGGGAAGCGGCGUCGCUCUGGAUGCUACCACCCGCGGUCUCCGAGUCGGCCUUGUUGAGCGCGAGGACUUCGCUUCUGGAACCUCCUCCAGGUCCACUAAACUAAUUCACGGAGGAGUUCGUUAUUUGGAGAAAGCUGUUUUUAACUUGGACUAUGGGCAGCUGAAACUUGUUUUUCAUGCCCUCGAGGAACGUAAACAGGUUAUUGAAAAUGCACCACACCUCUGUCAUGCCCUGCCUUGCAUGACACCAUGUUUUGAUUGGUUUGAGGCGAUCUACUACUGGGCGGGCUUGAAAAUGUAUGAUCUGGUCGCAGGACGGCGCUUGCUGCACUUAUCCAGAUAUUAUUCAGCAAAAGAGUCUCUUGAGUUAUUCCCGACACUUGCAAGACAUGUCAAGGAUAGAACUCUAAAGGGAACAGUGGUCUAUUAUGAUGGACAGAUGAACGACUCAAGGCUGAAUGUUUCAAUAGCAUUGUCUGCUGCUUUAGCUGGUGCUUCUGUUCUUAACCAUGCUGAAGUAGUAUCCCUUCUUAGAGACGAGGAUAGUGGGAGGAUCACUGGUGCACGUAUUCGGGACAAUCUAUCAGGGAAGGAGUUUGACACAUAUGCAAAAGUAAUAGUAAAUGCGGCCGGUCCAUUCUGUGAUUUUGUAAGAAAAAUGGCGGACUCCAAUGCAAAACCUAUGAUAUGUCCUAGUAGUGGUGUUCAUAUUGUGCUUCCUGAUUACUAUUCUCCGGAGGGAAUGGGUUUGAUUGUUCCCAAAACAAAAGAUGGUCGUGUUGUAUUUAUGCUUCCUUGGUUGGGGAGAACAGUUGCUGGCACCACUGAUUCAAACACCAGUAUUACAAUGUUGCCAGAGCCUCACGAAGAUGAGAUUGAAUUCAUAUUGGAUGCCAUUUCUGAUUAUCUUAAUGUUAAGGUGCGGCGGACAGAUGUUCUCUCUGCAUGGAGUGGUAUCCGUCCUUUAGCUGUAGAUCCUAAUACCAAGGAUACAGCAAGCAUAUCCAGAGACCAUGUUGUCACUGAAGACUUCCCUGGUUUAGUAACCAUCACUGGUGGAAAGUGGACAACAUAUAGAAGCAUGGCAGAAGAUGCAGUUGAUGCUGCUAUAAAGUCUGGGAAGUUGGCUGCAAGCAGUAAAUGCUUAACAUACAAGCUACAACUGAUAGGUUCUGAUGGAUGGGAUCCAGCAUCUUUUACAAUCCUUGCCCAACAAUAUGUGCGCAUGAAACGGUCACAUGGUGGGAAGGUUGUUCCAGGUGUGAUGGACACGUCUGCAGCCAAACAUCUCUCACAUGCAUAUGGUUCUCUUGCCCAAAGAGUGGCCGCCAUAGCUCAGAAUGAGAAUUUGGGUAAGCGGCUUGCACACGGGUACCCUUUCUUAGAAGCUGAGGUUGCAUAUUGUGCACGCCAUGAAUACUGUGAAUCUGCAGUGGAUUUCAUUGCCAGACGGUGUCGUCUUGCUUUCCUUGACACCGAUGCCGCAAGCCGAGCUCUUCCACGCAUUGUAGAGAUAUUGGCAGGCGAGCACAAGUGGGACAAGUCCCGCAAGGAACAAGAGUUUCAAAAGGGAAAGUCGUUUCUGGAGACGUUCAAAUCUUCGAAUAAUGCCCAGUUCCAUGAUGGAAAGCACUCAAGAUAAUAAUAAGAGUAUGUAAUGUACUUACUGAAACUACGCUUGCUCUUUUCGGUGUGGGAAUAAAGUCAUGUGGUCCCCGGUUAAACUCCCGUAUGACUUUAGUUCCACAUAUAGUAACGCUGUGGACACAUCAAAGUGUGUCCACAUGAACUUAGACUUCUUGCAAAUAUUCGGCUAGAUAAGUUAUACAAUGAAAAGUUAAAACGACACAAUAUGGUUACUGAAGUAUAUAACCAAAACCUCAGAGUCACAAUAAUGCUUUUGUCAUAUAGGAUUUGUACCAUUCUUUGAAAUACUUUUUGGCCAAAUAAAGCUUCAAGCAGUUG